Mesorhabditis belari is the source of this 2214-nucleotide messenger RNA. The record is from the annotation of a GenBank genome assembly. NCBI's taxonomy places the organism in Eukaryota, Metazoa, Nematoda, Chromadorea, Rhabditida, Rhabditidae.
AUGUCAUCGACACGGACUUCAACGGAUUUUCGAGAACCACGAGCUGCUCGAAUUCGUGCCCGAGUCAGACGUGUUCGCGCGUCGCUCACUCGACGAAAUGUCAAAGAAUGGAUUUAUGGAUUUUUACCGAUUUUAAAAUGGCUUCCACAAUACGAUUGGAAACAUUCGUUCUUUGGCGAUCUCUCUGGUGGGCUGACGAUGGCUGUUUUCUGUGUGCCACAAGGCAUAGCUCUCGCUGGAAUCACAGGCGUUGAUCCGGUCUACGGCCUUUACACAGCCAUCUUCCCAUCGUUUCUCUAUAUUUUCUUUGGAACCUCGAAACACAAUGCACUUGGUGGCUUUGCCGUUCUCUCUUUGAUGACACACUCAGCUAUCGAAAAAGUUGUCCAAUCAACAGCUGUCCCUUAUAACACAACUGAAUACAUCAAUAGAACGUUGACACCAAAUUUUGAAAAUGGAAAUGAGACAGAAUUCGCUGGAAAUGAGACAGAAGCUAUUCUCAAUUCGACUUUUUACGAUGAUUCCUCUUUCUACAAUGGAACAUCAUUCAUCGAAGAAGUCACUCGUAUUCAAUGGACAUCCGGUCUUCGACCAACCGAGAAAAUUGUUGUCGCGACAACGGUGCUUUUCUUGGCUGGGAUUAUUCAGAUUCUGAUGGGCCUUCUCCGUCUCCACUACUUUUUUCGGUGUUACUUCUCUGAACAAGUUAUGUCCGGCUUCAUCGUUGGCGGCUGUGUGCAUGUGAUUUUCUCUCAAUUAGGCGACGCUCUCGGAAUCCAAUUGCCAAAGAGGAAUGGACCUGGAUAUUUAUACUAUAGACUUCUCGAUUUGAUCGAACUCUUCCCGACUUUAAAAUUGCCGACUGCGAUCAUUUCUGCUCUAUCAGCGAUAUUUUUGCUUAUUGGCAAAGAAUUCUUGACUCCUUGGCUGUCUGAAGUGUUUUUUUAUCCAGUUCCGUAUGAAUUGAUUCUGGUUAUCAUUGGAAUCACAGCCACAAACUUUGCCGAAUUAGCAAGAAGACACAAAAUCAAUGUUGUUGGGAAUAUCCCAACGAACUUUCCUCCACCAUCCCCUCCCCGUCUCGAUCUUGUCCCAUCAAUUCUCCAUCAUUCAUUCGGCAUUGCUCUCGCUGCUACAGCCAUUCAUCUAACGGUGGCAAAAGUUGUGGAAAAAAGAUACAAGUACAAGAUUGAUUAUGGACAGGAACUGUAUGCUCUCGGCUUCACUUCUCUGCUCUCAUCACUGUUCCCUGUUUUCCCGUUCACUUCAGGGUUCGCUCGUUCGGUGAUCGGAGCUGCUGUUGGGAGUAGUACUCAAUUAACAUGUUUCUUCUCCUCACUGGCUCUUCUAUCAGUGAUCCUCAAGAUCGGCCCGGCUCUCGAGUAUCUGCCACAAUGUAUUUUGGCCACGAUGAUCAUCAUGUCGCAGAAGUUGAUCUUCGCGAAAUUCUAUGAGCUAAAAGAACUCUGGCCGGUCUUUAAAUACGAUUUUACAAUAUGGAUAGCUUCGAUGUUAUUCACAAUUUGUUGUGAUAUUGCUGAGGGAAUUCUUUUAUCUGUUGGGUUUGCAAUUCUCACAACGGUCAUCAGAAGUCAAAGACCUCGUUGGCACUAUCUGAUCGCAAACGCUGAUGGAGCUUUUCGAGAAACAAAACGAAAGGAACUAGAAGUUGUCAGUGGAGAUCCUUGUGUGAUUCGAAUGAACGCUCCAUUGAUCUUCACAAGUGUCGAUCGCUUUGAAGUGGCUGUUUGGGAAGGAGUGAAAAAAUGGGAACGAGCUAAGACGAUGCAACCGGUGAGAAGCUCGCAGAAUGAGGAUCGACACAAUUUAGAUUCACUUAUCGAUACGGCAAUACGUGGCCGAAAAUCGACACUAACUUCAUCUCGCUCAUCUCGUUGUUCUUUAGUCAUUGAUUGCUCUGGUUUUCCAUAUGUUGAUUAUUUGGGAAUGGUCACUCUCAAAUCGGUUUUUGCUGAUUUGACAACAGCUGGCGUUCAAACUUGCUUUGCAGCACCGCAUCGCUAUCUUCAAGAGAUGUUCGAGAACACCGAUUUCUAUUCUGAAGUGGGCGAAGAUCGGGUGAAAGAUACGGUGCAAGAGGCCGUACUUUAUCUCACGACUUUUCAUCCUACAGGUGCAAAAUCUCAAGAAACCACUCCUCCGCCACCAAAAAAAUACUCCACCGAAACGAUCGAUUUACGAGAGAAAAACUAU